AUGUCUUCUUCUAAGCGUGGGUUGAAUUUUACCGUAGAAGAAGAUCUACAAUUGUGCCAUGUUUAUCUUGAUAUUUCUCAAUGUCCAAUUAAUGGUAUUAACCAGAAAAAGGAUGCACUAUGGGAGAGGAUUGCUGUUAUCUACAAUGAAGGCAAGUCUGAGGAAAGGAGUCGAUCUGGUGGGUCGCUUCAAAGUCGAUUUUCUGAUCUAUGCUUACCGGUCAGUAAACUUCGUAGUCAUAUUCGACAAAUUGAGUACCAAAAUCCAAGUGGUGCAUCAGAGUCCUAUAUUUUCAAGAAAGCUAAGGAAUCUCUCCUAGAUGAUUCAACUUAUAAGAAGAAAAAGUUUCAAUUUGACCAUGUGUGGCCCAUUCUAAAAAAUGCUGAGAAAUGGCUUGAUAAUGCUGCCAUGACCGUUCCUAAACCUCGUAGAAGGAAGGAGUCAUCGACAUCUGAUACUCCAUCGUUUUCUGUUGAUUUAAAUGCAGAUGAAGAUGAGCAAGAGUACAUCAACGAUGAAGUUGCUUCACAUGAUCGUCCCAUGGGAACGAGGAUGGCAAAGAUGAAAAGGAAAGCCACCGAUGAGAAGAAAAAGAAUUAUGAUAAGAUCAUGGCCGAUAACCAAGCAAUAAAAGAGUUACUUGAAAAAAGUAUGCUGGAGAGAUCAAGCUUCGCUUCCAAGUUUGACCAUUACACGUCAAGCAAAUUGGAUAUUCAACGUCAGCGCGAAGAGAAUAAAAUCAUGCUGACCAAUUUGGAUUCCGUAACAGAUCCAACAGAUCGUGAAUUCUUGAAGAUGAGGAAGGCAGAAGUUAUGCAAAGAAGAGCUCGUGAGUCUCAAUCACAAGGAUCACCACCUACUACAUUUGGCUAUGGUAACUUUAGUAACCUGAACCAGUUUCAAAGUGGUUCUGAAGCUACAUUUCUUUCUGGAAAUUUUGGUAGUCCUUUACAAUUUUCAAGUGGAUUCGGAGGAAGUGGUGGGAAUGGAGGAGUACCACAUGCUGGAGGAAGUAGCGGUGGAGGAGUGCCUGAGUACAAUGAAAGUGGUGGAUUCGGAACAAGCGAUGGUUAUGGAGGAAGUGAUGCUAAUCUACCGGAAUACUAG
This is a messenger RNA of Rosa rugosa (rugosa rose), 1107 nucleotides long. RefSeq lists its product as uncharacterized. The coding region runs from base 1 to 1107 and encodes 368 amino acids. NCBI's taxonomy places the organism in Eukaryota, Viridiplantae, Streptophyta, Magnoliopsida, Rosales, Rosaceae. The transcript has 3 exons. The record is from RefSeq and is a predicted model, not a curated record.